Molecule: messenger RNA, 996 nt
Organism: Cydia strobilella
Lineage: Eukaryota; Metazoa; Arthropoda; Insecta; Lepidoptera; Tortricidae
Product: keratin-associated protein 5-1-like
Exons: 5
Coding region: 92-961 (289 amino acids)
Source: RefSeq, a predicted model, not a curated record
CUAAUUUCCAAACUUGAUGAUAAUGCCAGUAUAAAAGCAGUAAACAUUUUGGUGGUCAUCAUCUUUUUUGAGUAAGAAAAGUAUCAGAGACAUGUCUCGUUUUGCUUUCCUCGUGUUGUGUGUCCAGGUUUGCCUGAUCCAGACUGUUCUGUGCGGGUUGCCGUGCGGAUGCAAUCUGGCCACUUACGCGCCCUCCGGCUGCGUCCAACUCGGCGAAGUAGAAAAAGUCAUCGAGAUGUUCAGUAUUAGUGCACCCAGCUGCAGCAUUAACGCAUAUGAAUACAGUGCACCUAGCGUCAGCUACAGUGCACCUAGCGUCAGCUACAGUGCACCUAGCGUCAGCUAUAGUGCACCUAGCGUCAGCUACAGUGCGCCUAGCAUCAGUUACAGUGCGCCUAGCAUCAGCGUGAGUGCGCCUAGCAUCAGCGUGGGUGUAUCUAGCAUCAGCAGCGGCCACGGCGCGUCUUACGGCGGUUCGGGUACCGGAGUGGUGAGCGCUGAAGGUAUCAUCGGCGCGUACGGCGAGACGGUCGUCGUCGGAUCCGUGCCGGUGCUGGGCUCGGUGGCGAUUAAUGGCAAGGUGCCAGCGAAGGGCUCCGUGUCCAUUCAGGGACAGUGCGGCUGCGGCUGCAAGCACACGCCAAGAAGUACACAACUCAAAACAAUGUCUCGCAGUAUCCUUGUUCUCUGCGUCAUGGCUUGCCUCAUCCAGAUGGCUUUAAGCCAAAGUUGCGGUUGUAACCAGUACUCAUACGGUUCGUCCGGACUGAGCUCACAGAGCUGCGGCUCGUAUGGCGGCACCGGCACCGGCCAGGUGGGCGUGUCCGGCAACAUCGACGCGUGCGGCCAAACCUGCGUCGUCGGCUCCGUGCCCGUGCUCGGCUCCGUGGACUUCGGCGGCUGCGUGCCCGCCUGCGGCUCCGUGUCCAUCUCCGGACAGUGCGGAUGCGGAUGCAACUAAAUGGAUUUUUACCGAUUAUACAUUAUUAUUUAAUA